AUGGGUAUCGAUCACACUACUAAGCAGCACAAGAGAUCCGGUCACAGAACCGCUCCAAAGUCUGACAAUGUGUACUUGAAGCUUUUGGUGAAGCUGUACACUUUCUUGGCUCGUCGUACUGAUGCUCCAUUCAACAAGGUUGUCUUGAGAUCUUUGUUCUUGUCCAAGAUCAACAGACCUCCUGUCUCCGUUUCCAGAAUCGGCAAGGCUUUGAACCAGCAGGGCGCUGCCAACAAGACCGUUGUCGUUGUCGGUACCGUCACUGACGACAACAGAAUCUUCGAGUUCCCAAAGGCCACCGUUGCCGCUUUGAGAUUCACCGCCGGCGCCAGAGCCACCAUCUUGAAGGCUGGUGGUGAGUGCAUCACCUUGGACCAGUUGGCCGUCAGAGCUCCAAAGGGUCAGAACACCUUGAUCGUUAGAGGCCCAAGAAACUCCAGAGAGGCCGUCAGACACUUCGGUGCUGGUCCUCACAAGCACAAGGCUCCAAGAAUCAUGUCUAAGGGCCGCAAGUUCGAGAAGGCUAGAGGUAGACGGAGAUCUAGAGGUUUCAAGGUGUAA
Lachancea thermotolerans CBS 6340 is the source of this 561-nucleotide messenger RNA. Its product is annotated as 60S ribosomal protein eL18. Gene Ontology annotation, cellular component: ribosome; cytosolic large ribosomal subunit. Bases 1 to 561 code for a protein of 186 amino acids. Gene Ontology annotation, biological process: translation. Gene Ontology annotation, molecular function: structural constituent of ribosome; RNA binding. Lineage: Eukaryota; Fungi; Ascomycota; Saccharomycetes; Saccharomycetales; Saccharomycetaceae. The record is from RefSeq and is a predicted model, not a curated record. The transcript has 2 exons.